Messenger RNA from Cygnus atratus (black swan), 411 nucleotides. RefSeq names its product putative small proline-rich protein 5. NCBI's taxonomy places the organism in Eukaryota, Metazoa, Chordata, Aves, Anseriformes, Anatidae. The record is from RefSeq and is a predicted model, not a curated record. The coding region runs from base 139 to 411 and encodes 90 amino acids. The transcript has 3 exons.
GUGCAGUGGCGUCUCAUACCCAACGUGACCUUUGGGAGCUGUAUAAAAGGCGGCUCAGCCCAGUGCUCCUCACUCGCUCACCGUCGCAUCCAGACACUUCUCCCUGCAGCUCCAGAGCUUUGCCGACUCCCCAGAAAGAUGUGCUCCCGUGGAUCCUGCCACAGUCGCGAGACCUCCUGCCACAGCUCCCGCUCCUCCUGCCAUGACUCAGGGCCCUCCUGCCAUUCCACCUUCCAGAGGGAACCCGUGCCCCAGUUCCCCUGCGUGACGCCAUGCUGCCCCCCUGUGCAGCGCUACUGCCCCCCUGUGCAGCGCUACUGCCCCCCUGUGAAGACCUACUGCCCCCCUCCCUACUGCCCCCAGUACACCAAGAACAUCUGCAAGCUGCCGCCAAUGUACCCCAAGUACUAG